Ramularia collo-cygni is the source of this 6051-nucleotide messenger RNA. RefSeq names its product related to SEC7, component of non-clathrin vesicle coat. Lineage: Eukaryota; Fungi; Ascomycota; Dothideomycetes; Mycosphaerellales; Mycosphaerellaceae. The transcript has a single exon. Gene Ontology annotation, molecular function: guanyl-nucleotide exchange factor activity. Bases 1 to 6051 code for a protein of 2016 amino acids. The record is from RefSeq and is a predicted model, not a curated record. Gene Ontology annotation, biological process: regulation of ARF protein signal transduction.
AUGGCCGACGAGCAGCAGGCAGCGGCAUCCCCGGUGGACAUGUCUUCACCUCGAACUGGAGAAUCACUGGCGGAACGAGAAACGGACGAAGUGGAAUCCAGUCGCGAAGCUCCAAUCGAGACCGAGGAGGUGGAGGUGGAGGUGGACAGUGGUAAUUCGGCUGAGCAGGAUGGUAGACCUGGUACACCUUCCCACAAUGCCGAAUUGAGCAUCGAGGUUCAAGAGGAAAUGCCGCCGGCAGWUGACAACGAGGAACGAGAAGGAGUAGAAGAAGCAGGACAAGUACGAAAUGAACAGCCGUCGACCGCAAAUUCAUCCCCAGCACCUGCACCAGCGUCAGCGCCCGAAUCUGGACCAGGAACACCGGCAAUGUCCAUGGCAACGGCAGGUCGCGAGCGCACCGAUUCGCAGUCAACGACGGCGACUACAGCGACGCGCAAUUCCGUGCGAUCGACGAGAAGCAGCAUGGUCUUUGUUGUGGCGGCGCUUGAGAGCAUUGCAGCUUCCRAAGACGCACGGAAGAGGAAACCGCUGCAGGAAUCAACCCAGCGUGCCCUAUCUUCCAUCAGGAACGCACAGGGUGAUGCGUCUCAGAUCAACCCGGAGGUGCUAUUUGAGCCCUUGAAUCUGGCCACGGAGGCAUCGACAGUUGCGGUGGUGGUCACGGCACUUGAUUGCAUAGGCAAACUCAUCAGCUACUCCUACUUCUCCGCCCCAGUUGUCCCCGAGGGAGGCGAGGCGCAAGAGCAGCAAAGACCCCCGCUUAUUGAGAGGGCAAUUGACACAAUAUGCGACUGCUUCCAAGGCGAGGCGACACCCGCCGAGGUGCAAAUGCAGAUCAUCAAGAGCUUGUUGGCAGCCAUCCUGAAUGACAAGAUUGUGGUACACGGUGCUGGCCUGCUGAAGAGCGUGCGGCAGACAUACAACAUCUUUCUCCUGAGCAAAUCUGGCGCCAAUCAGAUGAUUGCCCAGGGGACUUUGACCCAAAUGGUCGGGACUGUCUUCGAGCGGGUCAAGACAAGAUUGGGCGCAAAGGCGCUGCGAGAUGCAUCCGCCGCGAAUCUGAACAUGAACGGCGCAGCAGAUGCAAGUUCGGACGAUGCGUCAUCCACGGCACCCGCAACCCCAUCUGCGGUGGAGGUUGAUGACCCGAUCGAGAAGGAAGGCGGUCCAAAAAUGACAUUGCAGACCUUUGAGACCCGGAAAUCCUUUGACGAUGCUAGGAUCACCGACACGGCUCCAACAACAGUCACGAGAGCGCCGAAACGUUCCAAGCAGCCCAGGACCGCAUCAGGGACCGAUGUGCCAUCAAUAACUGUGCAAGGGGAAGGUGAUCAAGUCACGUUCGAGGAGGACGAGGAGGACGAAGUGUACCUGAAAGACGCCUUCUUGAUAUUCCGAGCCAUGUGCAAGUUGUCGACGAAAAGCCUGCGGGUCGAGGAUGCUGUGGACAUCAAAUCUCAGGGCAUGCGAUCGAAGCUGUUGAGCUUGCACAUUGUCCAUUCGGUAUUGUUCAACCAUCACACGGUGUUCACUUCACCACACGCUACGAUACGGAGUUCCACCAGUGGUGAUCCCACAAGCUUUACACAGGCAAUCAAGCAAUAUCUAUGUCUAAGUUUGAGCAGGAACGGCGCAAGCAGCAUAAACAAAGUCUUUGAGGUUUCUGCAGAGAUUUUCUGGUUGAUGAUGCAACAUCUGCGCUCUCAGCUCAAGCGCGAGCUUGAAGUAUUCCUAAAGGAAGUCUAUCUUGCUAUUCUCGACAAGAGAGCUGCUCCCGGAUGGCAAAAGACAUACAUUAUCCAGCAUGUCGUAGGACGAAUUGGCGCAGAGGCCAAAAUUUUGGUGGAGAUAUACCUCAAUUACGACUGUGAUCGUCAAGCCUUGGACAACAUGUAUCAGCGACUGAUUGAACAUGUCAGCCGGAUAGCAAGCCAGCCUGUCGCAGUCACUGCGAUCCAGCAACAGGCUUACCUUGAGAACCAAGCCAAGCAAAACAGCAGUAUGAACGACUGGCGAGAUAAGGGGACCUUACCACCUAGCCUGGCGACUGCCAACAUGGUCACACCGCACGAAAAUGAUUUUGGAUUUCCGCAGGAAUACGCGAUGAAGAUGCAGAGUCUGGAAUGUCUUGUUGAGAGUCUCCGAAGUAUGGUCAACUGGAGUCAGCAAACGCCGGUGGAGACAGUUGCCAGCGCGUUAGGUGAUGAACGAUUUUCGGUUGAUGACAUUAGAGAAAGCAUCGAUACAAGAUUGGAUGUCGGUGCCAAUGGCGCAUCCAUAGAUGGCAUGCCACCUCCAUCACCAAAUGUCGGGGUUGAAGCCCACAUUGCAGAAGAUGAUCCCGACGAGCUCGAAAAGGUCAAGGCGAGGAAAACAGCGCUGAACAAAGCCAUCAGAACGUUCAACUUCAAACCCAAAAAGGGCAUCAAAAUGCUUCUAUCAGAAGGACUUAUACCCUCAUCAGACCCGACAGACAUUGCACGAUUUUUCCUCACGCACGAAGCAGUCAACAAGAAGUCUCUGGGAGAGUUCUUAGGCGAGGGCGACGAGGAAAACAUUAAAAUCAUGCACAGUUUCGUCGACCAGAUGGACUUUGCCCGGACCCGGUUUGUAGAUGCGCUGCGGAGAUUCCUUCAAUCAUUCCGUCUGCCUGGAGAGGCGCAGAAGAUUGAUCGAUUGAUGUUGAAAUUURCCGAGCGCUACACCACUGGAAAUCCCAAUGCCUUUGCGAACGCAGACACGGCAUAUGUGCUAGCAUACAGUGUCAUCAUGUUGAACACCGACCAACAUUCGGCGCAGGUGAAGCAGCGUAUGACCAUCGAGGACUUCAUCAAGAAUAAUCGCGGCAUCAACGAUAACGCCAACUUGCCAGACGAGUACUUGCAGGGUAUCUUUGACGAGAUUGCACACAACGAAAUCGUCCUGGACACUGAGCGUGCGAACGCUGCGAAUAUGGGUAUUACAACCCAGCAGGCAGCGGGAGGACUGGUCAAUACCCUUGCCAAUGUUGGACGGGACUUACAAAAGGAGGCUUACGCGCAAGCAAGUGAGGAGAUGAGCAACCGCACCGAGCAGCUUUUCAAGAACUUGCUCCGAGCACAGAAAAAGGCGGGUGGCGCAGCAGCUGGCGGAAAGACGAGAUUCCUGACCGCAAGCUCGACAAAGCACAUCGGUCCCAUGUUCGAAGUCGCUUGGAUGGGAUUCUUGACCGCACUCUCUGGAGCUGCGCAGGAUACGCAGAAUGUUGAGACAAUUCGUCUUUGCAUGGAAGGGCAAAAGUUGGCGAUCCGCAUUGCUUGUCUCUUUGAUCUCGCAGAUCCUCGACAGGCAUUCGUGUCCAGCUUAGGCAAGAGUACAAACCUUUACAAUUUAUCGGAGAUGAAGGCCAAGAACAUUGAAGCGCUUCGGGCCCUUCUCGAGGUGGCAUACACGGAGGGUAACCGUCUGAAAGAAAGCUGGCGUGAUGUCCUUACAUGCAUAUCACAGCUUGACAGAUUCCAACUGAUAUCUAGCGGUGUUGAAGAGGGAGCGGUGCCUGAUAUGCUCAGAGCGCAGAGUGUCGCUCAGAAUCCUCAAGUCAACGGCAAUGGACGCAAGAGCAUCCAGACGCAAAGACGACCAACGGCAAGGACCGGGACCAAUGGCCCAUUUCAAGCUGAGAUUGCCGAGGAGUCACGAAGUGCAGACAUGAUCCGUGGGGUCGAUCGAAUCUUUACAAAUACUGCCAACCUAUCUGGAGAGGCAAUCGUUGAUUUUGUCAAAGCCUUGACUCAGGUCAGCUGGCAAGAGAUCCAAUCGUCUGGGCUUUCCGAGUCACCGAGGACGUACAGUCUGCAAAAGCUCGUUGAGAUCUCCGGCUACAACAUGCUGCGUGUGAGGUUUGAAUGGACAAACAUCUGGCAGAUUCUCGGUCAACAUUUCAUCGAAGUUGGCUGCCACAACAACACACAUGUUGUCUUUUUCGCACUCAACAGUUUGCGGCAGCUCAGCAUGCGCUUCAUGGAGAUUGAGGAAUUGCCCGGAUUCAAGUUUCAAAAAGACUUCUUGAAACCAUUCGAGCUCAUUUUGAGCAACGCUUCGCAAGUUGCUGUCAAGGACAUGGUCCUCCGCUGUCUCAUUCAGAUGAUACAGGCGCGCGGAGACAUGAUCCGGUCUGGCUGGAAGACCAUGUUCGGUGUCUUCACUGUAGCUGCCCGGGAACCUUAUGAGAGCAUCGUCAAUCUUGCUUUUGACAACGUAACGCAAGUCUUUCACGAACGAUUCGGCGUGGUCAUUUCGCAAGGCGCCUUUGCGGAUCUUGUGGUGUGUUUGACCGAGUUCAGCAAAAACAUGAAAUUCCAAAAGAAGAGUCUACAAGCAAUAGAAACCUUGAAGUCUUCCGUGCCGAAGAUGCUUAGGACUCCAGAGUGCCCCUUGUCCCAGAAGGCAGCUGGUGCAAAGGAUGCGCCGCAGGCCGAGGGACUGCCGAAGCAGCCAAGCCGUCAGACACAGGAAGAGCAGUUUUGGUUUCCAGUGCUGUUCGCCUUUCAUGAUGUCCUCAUGACAGGCGAAGAUCUUGAAGUCCGCUCGCGGGCCCUCAAUUAUCUCUUCGAUACUCUCACGCGUUUUGGCGGAGAAUUCCCUCGCGACUUCUGGGACACUCUUUGGCGACAGCUUCUCUACCCAAUAUUCAUGGUGCUCAAAGACCGCAAAGCGAUCAACCACGAAGCUGCCAACCACGAAGAGCUGUCUGUCUGGCUCUCCACUACGCUCAUACAAGCCCUGCGGAACAUGAUCAGUCUGUUCACGCACUUCUUUGACAGUUUGGAGUAUAUGCUUGACCGAUUUCUGGACUUGCUGGCACUCUGUAUCUGUCAGGAGAAUGAUACAUUGGCUCGUAUCGGUAGCAACUGCCUACAGCAACUGAUCCUUCAGAACGUCAAGAAAUUUACUCCCGCCAACUGGGACAGGAUUGUAGGCGCCUUUGUUGAUCUCUUCGCCCGGACGGAAGCGAAGGAGCUAUUCUCAGCCGCAACAUCUGCGUCGUAUACCAAAGAGAGCUCAUACUCGAACGGUGCGUCAGACACGCCCAAGACGCCUUCGACGCUCGAUGAUGGCGCCUCGAUCAUGUCUGCCAAUGCUUUGAACAUCAACGGCAAGUCUGAUGCUUCUGACGGCACUUUGAACGGAGCUCAGUCAAUCGGGGGUCCGGAUGCGGAGGCCUCGAGCUCAUUGUCGCUCUCCGGCGAGAAGGAGCGCAGCCCUUCACCAGCCUCUCCAGCCUCUCCAUCCAGGAGGAAGCCGUCCGAGCUAGAGGACUUUGCGGCUGGUCCGUCCAAGCAACAAGCGCCGAUCGUCGUUACGGCCGCGAGAAGACGCUACUUCAACAGCAUCAUAACCAAGUGUGUACUCCAGUUGCUCAUGAUUGAAACGGUAUCGGAGCUCUUCAACAACGAUGCAGUAUAUGCUUCCAUACCAGCGCAUCUUCUGCUACGGCUCAUGGCAUUGCUGAAGAAGUCUUACCACUUCGCGAAGCGGUUCAAUGAGGACGUGGACCUGCGUACCCGCUUAUUCAGGGAAGGUUUUAUGAAGCAGCCCCCAAAUCUGCUGAAGCAGGAGAGCGGCAGCGCUAGCGUCUAUGUACUCAUCCUACUCCGGAUGUAUGGCGAUCAGAGUGACGAGCGAACAGCCAGCCGGCCCGAAACCGAAGCGGCGCUCAUUCCAUUGUGCAGCGACAUUGUUGCCUCGUACAUACGCCUGGAUGAAGAAACACAGCAGCGAAACAUCAUUACGUGGAGGCCAGUGGUCAUUGAUGUCCUCGAAGGCUACACGUCCUUUGCGGACCCGGAGUUCAGCAAACACAUUGAGAUUUUUGCACCUUUGACUGUAGGACUCAUGAACCGCGACAUGGGAGCGGAUCUUCAGCGGGCUGUGCAAAGCGUGUGGCAAAGAGUUUGCGAAGUCAAGCUGGGCAUCACCAAGCUGCCAGAUGUAGCGCCCGCUGCGCCGACGAGUCCACGGACGACAGUGUUCGGCCGCAGAGGAAGCAGCAAAAGUGUACGGACAUGA